GACCAAACCAGUCUUGUAAUUAGCUUGUGUGAAUUGAAGAAGCUAAUUAAUUAAGAAGAUGAUGGCGAAGAUCAACAACAACAAUAACAAUCUCCAGAGCACCCACACCAAAUUCAUACUCGUUCACCCUCAUCACAUUCAGAAACAGGGCCGCGUUUGGCAUUCUUGGCUCCUCGUUUCUCUUGCUUCCUUAUUCGCCCUCGCAUUCACUCUCACCUUCUUCUACGCCAGAUCCCACACCCAAACAGCCCCUGUCCCCGCCGUCACGCCACCGGCGGCCGCCCUUCCGAAAUGGGUGGCGAGGGCACUCGUCCACUACGCCUCCGAGUCCAACGGCACCGACCGGAUGCCGUACGCCGACAUCAAGCGGGUCUCCGACGUGCUCCGGCAGUGCUCGCCGCCGCCGUGCAACCUCCUCGUCUUCGGCCUCACCCACGAGACCCUCCUAUGGCAAGCCCUCAACAGCAACGGCAGAACGGUGUUCGUCGACGAGAACCGGUACUACGCCGCCUACUUCGAGGAGAAGUACCCGGACAUCGAGGUCUACGACGUCCAGUACACGACGAGACUGAGCGAGAUCGACGGGCUGAUGUCCGCCGUCAGACGGCAGUCCCGGAACGAGUGCCGGCCGGUGCAGAAUCUUCUCUUCUCGGAGUGCAAGCUGGGGCUGAACGAUCUUCCAAACAGCCUGUACGAGGUGGAUUGGGAUGUGAUCCUGGUGGACGGGCCGCGGGGGUUUUGGCCGGAGGCGCCGGGGAGGAUGUCGGCGAUCUUCACCGCCGGGGUGCUGGGCCGGAGCAAGAAAGGGGGGAAGCCGAAGACGCACGUGCUGGUGCACGAUUACAACCGGAGAGUGGAGAUGAUGGUGAGUGAGGAGUUCCUGUGCAGGGAGAAUCUGGUGAAGUGGUCGGAGGGGAUGAUGAUUGGGCAUUUUGUGUUGGAGAAGAUGGAUCCCAACUCCUUUGAAUUCUGUCGCGGCCAUAACUCAACAUAGAUCGGCCCAUCAUGAUCCAGUGCUGCAAAUCCGGCCAUGAUCGUCUUCUCUAGACUAGUUGUGCAUCGUAUGGAUUUAUUAUGCUACACUAGUUGGUUUCUUUGUGUCCAAAGUUCCCAUAUAACCAACCAUUGGCCACCACUUCACUCGAAUGUCCCUUCGGAAUCAUCUCCAACUAGUCAAUCAACGACGCCUCAAGCCUUGAACUUCCUCCUAGUACCUCUCGGCCCUUGACUCGUUAAUCAAUUUUGACGUAUAAU
Cuscuta campestris is the source of this 1254-nucleotide messenger RNA. The record is from the annotation of a GenBank genome assembly. NCBI's taxonomy places the organism in Eukaryota, Viridiplantae, Streptophyta, Magnoliopsida, Solanales, Convolvulaceae.